Gadus macrocephalus (Pacific cod) is the source of this 4037-nucleotide messenger RNA. It is a transcript of the gene en2a, whose product is annotated as engrailed homeobox 2a. The record is from RefSeq and is a predicted model, not a curated record. Gene Ontology annotation, biological process: multicellular organism development; regulation of transcription by RNA polymerase II; neuron differentiation. Bases 459 to 1283 code for a protein of 274 amino acids. Gene Ontology annotation, molecular function: DNA-binding transcription factor activity, RNA polymerase II-specific; RNA polymerase II cis-regulatory region sequence-specific DNA binding. Gene Ontology annotation, cellular component: nucleus. The transcript has 2 exons. NCBI's taxonomy places the organism in Eukaryota, Metazoa, Chordata, Actinopteri, Gadiformes, Gadidae.
UGUCUAGGAUAACGGUCCUCGACGUCACUCGGGGGCUCGUAUUGAAAAUAAGAAGAAAAGUCCAGAGUGAGAGUAUGUGAGCAUCAGUCGAAGCCUCUUUAUUUCGCCCCCUAGUUUAGUUAAGGACGCCUGCUGGAGCGCUGUGGUCGGGGACAGCACCCCAGUGGAUGCGCAAAUGUAAAAAGCUGCAGCGCACCGGUGCCACAAGUAGCUAGUGGAAUACAACAUAGAGCCUAACUAUGUUUUCCUUUGAGGACACUGGCGCGCGGCUUGGCAUGGUGUCCUUAUUUCCACUCACUCACAUCUGAGUUCAUUAUACCUUUGUUUUUGUUUUUAAAAGCAGACAUAGGCCUAUUUUUAUUUAUUUUUUAUUUUAAGAAGUACAUCUCCCGUUUUUUUUUGACGAGUUGUAUUUGCAGCGAAACGGUUAACGAGGGAACCCUGGAAAGUACCGAGCUAUGGAAGAGAAUGAUCCCAGUAACAGAGAGGCGGCGGCGGCGGGGGAGUCCAACAGAGCCAUCCUCCCCCUCCUCCAGGCGCCCGGGAACCCGCAGGUCCCGCACAGAGUCACCAAUUUCUUCAUCGACAACAUCCUAAGACCGGAUUUCGGACGGAAGAAAGAAGGGACCCCAAUCCGCGAGGAGGGCAGGCUGAGAUCCAGGGAAAGCCCAAGCCCCGGUGCGCCUCCUCGGACCGAGCAGGAUGAGCAGGGGAGUACAGUAGCGCGAGGGAACCAGGGACCCGCCAGCCCGCACACGCUCCCCACCGCCAAGAAGCCCGCCAUAGCCCGCGAAGCGUCCCCCAAGAGCCGCGUGGAGAACGCAGACCAGUGCCUAAGCUCAGACUCGGACAGUUCCCAGGCCAGCUCCAACCCGUCGGCCAAGCCGCCCAUGCUGUGGCCCGCCUGGGUCUACUGCACCCGCUACUCCGACAGGCCCUCAUCAGGGCCCAGAUCUCGAAAACCAAAGAAGAAAGCAGCCAGCAGCAGCAGCAGCAGCAGCAAGGAAGACAAGCGACCACGGACGGCCUUCACAGCGGAGCAGCUGCAGAGACUCAAGACCGAGUUCCAGACCAACCGCUACCUGACCGAGCAGCGGCGGCAGAGCCUGGCCACAGAGCUUGGCCUCAACGAGUCCCAGAUCAAGAUCUGGUUCCAGAACAAGAGGGCCAAGAUCAAGAAGGCCAGCGGCACCAAGAACACGCUAGCCCUCCACCUGAUGGCGCAGGGAUUGUACAACCACGCCACCACCACCACUAAGGACGACAAGUCCGACAGCGACUGAUUGGACGAGAUCUUAUGAAGCCUACAAUGCAAUAAUUAAUCAAAGGGCCAGUGUAGAGUAGGCCUACAUAUACCAGCAUCAAUUGAUUGAAAAAUAUAUAAAUAGAUAUUUCUGCAAUAUCAUGUCUAUAAACAGAGGGUGUAUAAAGAAAGGUGUUCACUAUGUCCUACAUGCUCACCACGCGUCGUUUUUAUACUGUUCCUACUCAUCGCUCUUUGUUUCAUUGCAUCUGAACUGGCACUGGACGCCUCGACCUGUCAGUGAGGUGAACAACUCGCUCGAGUCCAAAGAAGAUUUCUGCUGCAUCCAGGCAACUGUGAAUUUAAAUAAAUGCUCACCAGAUUUUAUUUCCAUGGUUGUUGAUUUCCUCGUUUUUGUUUUGAUGUACAAAAAGGACGCAACGAGCAAGUCUUUUACAUGUCACGACUUGCAGACAAAAUUGGCAGAGUAAGAAUUUUGAUAAAUGUUUUUAAUACUCAGAAACUUUAUAAUCAUGUACAGGCCUAUCGCAUCCGAAGACAUGGGCCUACGUUUUUUCUAACAUGCCAAUUAACUAAAAAGCUUUUAGUUAAAAAGCUUUUAAAUCUUUAGAAACAGCAUCUAUGUGUUGGUAUCAUAGCUUCGAAACUAAUGUAAUUUCUGUUCAAAAUGUUUGUUUUUUCUCUGUGUCCUACCAAUGCAGCUAUUAUAAUUUUUGAAUAGCAAUAUAUAUAAUUUUGUAGCAAGAUGUUUUGGAUGCUGAUUGCUGCCUGUAGCAUACUGACAAUGAGGGCGUAAAGAAGUCACCAGAAUAUCUUCACAAAUCUGUCUCUAUAUAUACAUUUUAUUACACAUCCAUAUAUCAUAAAAGCUAAUUUGUUAGUGUCUGUAUUACAAAUGUUGAAAAUCUCUUAUUGUUGUUUAAAGGACUUCCUGUGUAUUUAUAUAGAUUAUAUUGAGAAAAAGAUUCUAUUGAACGCCCAGCGUUGCUUUAGAGUAGAUAUCUGGUGUGCUUGUUCCACUGCAAUAACUUCUUCUUUUGGGAAUGGAAAUAGUAAAUGGGGCCUUUUGCAUGAAAGCUGCAAUUUGUUGUACAUGGGCAACUAACUGUGUUUAUGAGCCUGGUGGAACUCUGUGUGUAGGUUGAGCUAUGGUUCAGACUACAUCUGGGUGUAGGUUGAGCUAUGGUUCAGACUACAUCUGGGUGUAGGUUGAGCUAUGGUUCAGACUACAUCUGGGUGUAGGUUGAGCUAUGGUUCAGACUACAUCUGGGUGUAGGUUGAGCUAUGGUUCAGACUACAUCUGGGUGUAGGUUGAGCUAUGGUUUGGACCAGAUCUGGGUGUAGGUCAAACUAUGUUUUAAGACCAGAUCUGGGUGUUGAUUCAGACUACAUCUGGGUGUAGGUUGAGCUAUGGUUCGGACCAAAUCUGGGUUUAGGUCGAGCUAUGGUUCAGACCAGAUCUGGGUGUAGGUUGAGCUAUGGUUCAGACCAGAUCUGGGUGUAGGUUGAGCUAUGGUUCAGACCAGAUUUGGGUGUAGGUUGAGCUAUGGUUCAGACCAGAUUUGGGUGUAGGUUGAGCUAUGGUUCAGACCAGAUCUGGGUGUAGGUUGAGCUUCAGUUCGGACCAGAUCUAGGUCUAAGGCUCAGAUGAGUUUCAAAUUGGAUCAUUACCAAAAUGUGAACUUUUGCCUUUCAACGUGUUUUGUUGUGCAUCUGCAAAAAGUGUGUGUGAAUUAAAUUCCACCAAACAGAACACACUUUGCCUUAAAGUUCCCACGAGAGCUUUCUAUGAAACAGAACUGUGCCCAAUCAGAGAAGCAGAAUCCUUCGAAUGCAGACUUUUCAAGUUUAUUGCCUUUAUGAAAACCUGCUGGUACGACAUAAUGAAUUUACCCAUCAGCGUAUAUCUAUCUAUAUGAACAUGUUUAAAUAAAGUUACAACACAGAGUUGUAGAACACAAUGCUAUUUUUAUUUUAUGUUGAAGUAUUCUUUGGUAUGAAUGUACAUAGUUUGUAUCAUGUUUUAAUUGUGUAAUUAACUGCCUCCUGGAAGCAGGAACCGUAAAUAAACCUUGAAGAUUAUACAGAAAAACACACUGGCUUCUUGAAACACCUCAGUGUUAAGGGGGUCGGGGAGAAGAUCAUUGCAAUAUAAAUAAAAACAUAAUUAGAUAAAUACAAUCAUUAUUUACAACACACAUUAUUGUAAAGAAAAUAUUCUUUAUGGACACACAAUCCUAUUAAGGGGCAGUCUAGUAUAAAUAAAUAAAUAAAUAAAUAAAGGUAAUUAUAUUGUGAAUAUAGUAUUUAUACAAUAUAAUUACCAUUUAUAUAAGUCUUUUUUUAAUAGCGUGAAAUCAGGGACAACAAUAUCUGACCUGCAUCUCUAUGCAGACAUUAGAGCCUCCGCCUGAUCUCAUACUACAUACAUCAGUACCAGAGAGACUAUAAAACAGAGCCAGAGGGACAGAGAGAAAAACUGAGAGGAAGUCAGAGAGAGAAACAGAGAGACAGAGAUUGAGGAGCUAGAGAGAGCAAGAGCGAGAGAGAGAGUAAUGAAGGUCAAAGCCCAUCAUGGCUGCAGGUGCCUCCCCCCCUGUUCCUACCCCGCCCCUCAGUAACCCAUUCUCCACAGCGCUCUGUCACACACACACACACACACACACACACACACACACACACACACACACACACACACACACACACACACACACACACAUACAUACACACACACACACACACACACACACACACACACACACACACACACACA